CGCCGCCAGGCGCAAGGGGCACUCGUCAUGGCGGCCGAGCGGCGCUGGCGCGGGGCGAUGACAUCAUCAGGAGACGACGCCGCCGCCGCUGCCGCUGCCGCUGCCGCUGCCUUGUCGGGUCAGUGAGGAGCGAGGAGGAUGUCUCCGCCGCCGCUCUUCAGUUUGCCCGAGGCUCGGCUGCGCUUCAUGAAUUCUACUCGAGAGGCCCUCAAGGGCAAAAACAUUAAACCUUUACUGAGUGCAUUCGCUCAGAUACCUGGAAGUGAAAAUGAAAAAAAGUUUACCCUGGAUCAAGCUUUCAGAGUUGCUGUAGAAGAAGAAAUUAUAAAUAAAGCUCCAUGUGAAAAUGUCUUGGCUAUCAUCUCUCUUGUUAUUAAUGGGGUCACAGAAGGUAUCUGUACAGCAUCAACUCCUUUUGUACUCCUUGGAGAUGUUCUGGAUUGCCUUCCUUUGGAUCAAUGUGACAGAAUUUUUACAUUCGUGGAAAAAAAUGUAACUACAUGGAAAUCAAACACGUUUUACUCAGCAGGAAAGAAUUAUUUGCUGAGAAUGUGCAAUGACCUUUUAAGAAGAUUGUCUAAAUCGCAAAAUACAGUAUUUUGUGGAAGAAUCCAACUAUUCUUAGCUAGAUUAUUUCCACUAUCAGAAAAAUCAGCUAACUGGCCUCCCUCACAGAGAGCAAAUAACUUCAUUGCUGCAACAGCUCUACUGGUUACAGGACUUAACUUGCAAAGUCAAUUUAAUUUGGAAAAUAUCACUGUUUUUAAUACCAGCGAGCAAGAGAGCACCCUUGGACAAAAGCAUGUAGAGGAAAGAGAAGAAGGAAUGGAAGUAGAGGAAGGGGAAAUGGGAGAUGAUGAAGCCUCUACUAGUUGUUCCAUUCCAAUAGAUUACAAUCUGUACAGAAAAUUCUGGUCACUUCAAGACUAUUUUAGGAAUCCUGUACAAUGUUAUGAAAAGAUUUCAUGGAAAACAUUUCUUAAGUACUCAGAAGAGGUGCUAGCUGUCUUUAAAAGCUACAAGUUGGAUGACACCCAGGCUUCAAGAAAGAAAUUAGAAGAGCUAAAAACUGGAGGAGAGCAUGUUUAUUUUGCUAAAUUCCUCACAAGUGAAAAGCUAAUGGAUUUACAGCUGAGUGACAGCAACUUCCGCCGCCACAUCCUAUUGCAAUAUUUAAUAUUAUUUCAGUACCUCAAGGGGCAAGUGAAGUUUAAAAGUUCAAACUACAUUCUGACAGAUGAGCAAUCACUGUGGAUUGAAGAUACUACCAAAUUAGUUUACCAGCUACUUUCAGAAAACCCCCCAGAUGGAGAGAGAUUCUCAAAAAUGGUGGAGCACAUAUUAAACACAGAAGAAAACUGGAAUUCAUGGAAGAAUGAAGGUUGUCCAAGUUUUGUGAAAGAAAGACCAAGUGAUUCCAAGCCAAUAAAACCUUUUGUGCGUAAGAGACCUGCUCCUGAAGACUUCCUGGGGAAAGGACCCAACAAAAAAAUUCUCAUGGGGAAUGAAGAAUUGACUCGGCUCUGGAAUUUAUGCCCCGAUAACUUGGAAGCCUGUAAAUCUGAGAGCCGAGAAUAUAUGCCAACGCUGGAAGAAUUCUUUGAAGGGGCUAUUGAACAGGCAGAUCCUGAAAAUAUGGUUGAUAAAGAAUUUAAAGUUGUGAAUAAUUCUAACUAUGGCUGGAGAGCAUUAAGGCUGUUGGCACGCAGAAGUCCUCACUUCUUCCAGCCCACCAACCAGCAGUUUAAAAGUUUACCAGAAUAUCUUGAAAACAUGGUCAUCAAAUUAGCUAAAGAACUACCCCCUCCUUCUGAAGAAAUUAAAACAGGCGAAGAUGAAGAUGAGGAAGAUAAUGAUGCUUUGUUAAAGGAAAACAAUGAAAGCCCGGAUGUUCAACGGGACAAACUUGUAACAGGAGAACAGAUAGAGCUGUUUGCAAACAAGCUUGGAGAAUACUGGGAGAUUCUGGCUCCAAACUUGGAAAUGAAAGAGUCUGAUAUAAGGCAGAUUGAAUCAGAUAGCGAAGAUGUGAAGAUGAGAGCUAAGCAGCUGCUUGUUACUUGGCAAGAUCAAGAAGGGAUCCAUGCUACAAUGGAAAAUCUGAUUACUGCAGUGACCAAAGCAGGAUUAAAUGACCUUGCUGACAGCCUAACAAAUGACAAUGAAAACAAUAGCUAAUUUGGGACUAUUUUUUUUAUAACAGUUAUUGUUGCUAAGUGAUGGAGCCUAACAUUUGCUAGGCCAAUUUAAUUUGGUAAACAAUAAACAUCUUUUAAUAACA
Sceloporus undulatus (fence lizard) is the source of this 2281-nucleotide messenger RNA. Its product is annotated as THO complex subunit 1. The record is from RefSeq and is a predicted model, not a curated record. Gene Ontology annotation, molecular function: protein binding. Lineage: Eukaryota; Metazoa; Chordata; Lepidosauria; Squamata; Phrynosomatidae. Gene Ontology annotation, biological process: signal transduction; mRNA export from nucleus; regulation of DNA-templated transcription elongation. The transcript has 22 exons. Gene Ontology annotation, cellular component: THO complex part of transcription export complex. Bases 139 to 2178 code for a protein of 679 amino acids.